This is a messenger RNA of Adelges cooleyi (spruce gall adelgid), 939 nucleotides long. RefSeq lists its product as uncharacterized. The record is from RefSeq and is a predicted model, not a curated record. NCBI's taxonomy places the organism in Eukaryota, Metazoa, Arthropoda, Insecta, Hemiptera, Adelgidae. The transcript is spliced from 3 exons. Bases 133 to 645 code for a protein of 170 amino acids.
AUAACAGCGUAAUACUUUUUUGGUAACACUUUUUUCGGUUAUUUGCCACAGCUAAUUUCACCCCAACCUAAUCUUCAUCCCCAUUUCUUUUUUCGGUUAUGUGCCAGAGCUAAGACAUGAAAAUGUCAAAAAAUGCAGCAAUUAUUCGUGUUUCAGUACAUUUUGACAGUUGAACAACUUGGGACCUGCGACAAUGUCUCGAACCGCAAGUUUAUGGAUACCAGUUACAAUUAUUCGGCUGCCACGACAAUAGGACGAGGCUUCUUUGAAUUUCUCACGCCUGUAAAUUGGGAAGACGAUUUUCAGGUGUCCGUGGAUGUGUACCGGAAAACAAACGGUAAAUGGACAAAAGUUCCCAGUUUUAGUAUACAAAAGACCAGCUUUUGUAUAGUGACCUUAACUGAUUUACUUUUUUACCCAAUGGUCCGAAAGUUCUUGAGUAGUGAUUGCAAAUGCCCAAUUAAACCGGAGAAGUAUGAAAUACAAAUAAGCAAGUUAGCUUCUAAAUACCGUCCGGUACAUCCGUUUGGUUGCUACAAAGUUAAUAUUACAUUUGAAAAGCCCAAUACAAAAUAUGCCGAAAAGAUUUGUUUUGUUGUUCAUAUGGCAGAUUCGUUCAAAUUGAAUCAUUCCACUUGCAACUAAGCAAACCUGACCUAUUGUUGCAUUUGUCUAUUAACACCUAAAAAUGUGCACUUAAGCCAAUAGCACCUAUUCAAAUAGUGAAAUAUAAAUUUAAUUUGCCUUUUUUUUUAGUUGUACUCAUGUCAAACACAUUUAUUGUAUUUAAACCCAGAUAAUAUAUUCCUAUUACUAUAUUUGGUAGUUUAUUGAUAGUGUCUUAAAGAUUAAGGAGUACACUAAUUUAGUAAGUAUAAGGAAGCAAACAACAGUAACAAAACGCCUUUCAUCUAAGUUAAGUUCGGCUGUGGGUGGGAC